Molecule: messenger RNA, 1726 nt
Organism: Lemur catta (Ring-tailed lemur)
Lineage: Eukaryota; Metazoa; Chordata; Mammalia; Primates; Lemuridae
Gene: PPT2
Product: palmitoyl-protein thioesterase 2
Exons: 9
Coding region: 127-1035 (302 amino acids)
Cellular component (GO): lysosome
Molecular function (GO): palmitoyl hydrolase activity; thiolester hydrolase activity
Source: RefSeq, a predicted model, not a curated record
ACCCCCUUGUCCGUCAUUCCCGUGCGCGCUCUCCCCUCAAACCCUUCCCCUCCCCCGUGAAUUCCAGACUUGGGAGAAGUAAACAGCGGGCGGAGCGAGGCCUACAGACCCAGGCCAGGCGGGAGCAUGCUGGGGCUCUGGGGGCAGCGGCUCCCCUCGGCGUGGGUCCUGCUCCUGUUGCCGUGCCUGCCGCUGCUGCUGCCCGCAGCCCCCUCGCUCCGCCGCACGUCCUACAAGCCGGUCAUCGUGGUGCAUGGGCUCUUCGACAGCUCAUACAGCUUCCGCCACCUGCUGGAAUACAUCAAUGAGACACACCCCGGGACUGUGGUGACAGUGCUCGAUCUCUUCGAUGGGAGAGAGAGCUUGCGACCCCUGUGGGAACAGGUGCAAGGGUUCCGAGAGGCUGUGGUCCCCAUCAUGGCAAAGGCCCCUCGAGGGGUGCAUCUCAUCUGCUACUCGCAGGGGGGCCUGGUGUGCCGAGCACUGCUCUCUGUCAUGGAUGAUCACAAUGUGGAUUCUUUCAUCUCCCUCUCCUCUCCACAGAUGGGACAGUAUGGAGACACGGACUAUUUGAAGUGGCUGUUCCCCACCUCCAUGCGGUCUAACCUCUACCGGAUCUGCUACAGCCCCUGGGGCCAGGAAUUCUCCAUCUGUAACUAUUGGCACGACCCCCACCAUGAUGACUUGUACCUCAAUGCCAGCAGCUUCCUGGCCCUGAUCAAUGGGGAAAGAGAUCAUCCCAAUGCCACAGCAUGGCGGAAGAACUUUCUUCGUGUGGGCCGCCUGGUGCUGAUUGGGGGCCCUGAUGAUGGUGUUAUUACUCCCUGGCAGUCCAGCUUCUUUGGUUUCUAUGAUGCAAAUGAGACCGUCUUGGAGAUGGAGGAGCAACUGGUUUAUCUGCGUGAUUCUUUUGGGUUGAAGACUCUCUUGGCCCGGGGGGCCAUAGUGAGGUGUCCGAUGGCCGGGAUCUCCCACACAGCCUGGCAUUCCAACCGCACCCUUUAUGAGACCUGCAUUGAACCUUGGCUCUCCUGAAGAUGUCCUCAGGGUCCCCAGGACCUCCCCAGCCCAGAAACCAAGUGGUGGCCUUGGAAAGCAGAUGUCAGGCUUGGGAGUGCCUAUGACCACCUCAUUGCUCCCACACUGCCCCCCACCCACCAGAGCUCCCAGAACCCCCCUGUUCUGUUCCUCCGUGAAUGAAAAGUUCCGGUCUCCCCUACCUCAUGUCCUCUUACUUGGAGGGUUGCUCCAUGCUCUCCCUUUCUCCCAAGGCUGAAGUUGGGAAGUGAGAAACCAGGUUUUUAACUUGUGGCUGCUCCUGCUGCUGCUGCUGCUCCUCCGUAUCUGGCUGUACAGGAGGAGAACCCAGCCCCUGCCCACCACAGGGGUCUUCCAGGCCACUCAGGACAUUUUUAGCUUCUGUCUACCCCAUGUUCCCUUUUUCUGUGAACUCCCCUGUCAUCAGCCCUCCCAACCCCCAAAAGGGACUACCCAUGAGAGUGGGGUUCUGAGGCUCCCCCAUGGGGACAGUUCCGUUCUCAAAGUGUCAGUGUUGGGGAAUAUCUGCGGCCUGUGAGGCCCAUCUCAGGUUUGGGGAUCCCCCAGUCCCUAUGAUCAGUGUUGGGGUAACCCCUGGAAGCCUAGUUCCUUUGAGGCUCCAGCCCUUUUAACUACCCUUGAAGGGGUGUUACCCCUGUAUUUAUGGAAAUAAAGUUCCAUUUGCUCA